UAUUUAAUUUUAUAAUUUUGAACCUUAAUGACAAGAAAAAACAAAAUGCGAGUAAGUAUAAAACCAGAAUAAAAUCCUGGAGAAAUCACAUUCCCGUUGAAUAUCUCGUUCUACAAUGUCGAACUCCAGUGAUAUUUUCAUCAAUGAUUCAUCAUGCUCCCAAAUACCGGCAGCGCAACAACUACGUCAAAAUGUUUUGAACUACCUAGAGAGGGAAAGACCGUUCCGGUAUGAUGAAAUAAGAUCGAGUCCAUCGUACUCUCCGAUUCCAGCAGCAUCAAGAGAAAGACCCUUUCAAUUCGAAGAAAGACCGAGCAGCAGCGGCCCUGAAAGAGUUCCUAAUAGUAAAAAACGAGGGACCAAAACUUUGUAUUCGUACAUUAAAAAGCCUGCAAAGGGUUUACAAUCGAAAGUAAUACGGAUCCAAAUCUAUGAUGCAGAAGAUUUAAAAAGUUCUAAAUUAUGUGAGUGUAGGGCUAAUGUAUGCGCUCAGCAUAUUGUUGAAAAUGUGUUUAACGAUGAUAUAUACAAGUGCGCAAAAGAUAUGAUAAGUAAAAUUCAAAAGAAACUGUAA
Helicoverpa zea (corn earworm) is the source of this 574-nucleotide messenger RNA. RefSeq lists its product as uncharacterized. The transcript is spliced from 2 exons. The record is from RefSeq and is a predicted model, not a curated record. The coding region runs from base 116 to 574 and encodes 152 amino acids. Lineage: Eukaryota; Metazoa; Arthropoda; Insecta; Lepidoptera; Noctuidae.